Messenger RNA from Brachypodium distachyon (stiff brome), 1698 nucleotides. RefSeq names its product IAA-amino acid hydrolase ILR1-like 7. The transcript is spliced from 5 exons. Gene Ontology annotation, cellular component: endoplasmic reticulum. The record is from RefSeq and is a predicted model, not a curated record. Bases 64 to 1341 code for a protein of 425 amino acids. NCBI's taxonomy places the organism in Eukaryota, Viridiplantae, Streptophyta, Magnoliopsida, Poales, Poaceae. Gene Ontology annotation, biological process: auxin metabolic process. Gene Ontology annotation, molecular function: IAA-Ala conjugate hydrolase activity.
AUCGCGUAACCGCUCAACAGACUUCGUAGCUUCCGCUCACCCACAGCCCAACCCCGUUCUAACAUGGCCUCCUCUCUGCUCCCCCUCGUCGUCCUCCUCCUCCUCGCCCAACUCUCUCCGCACGCCGCGUCGCCGGCAAGGGACCUCCUAAGCGCGGCGCGAGCGCCGGGGUUCGCCGCGUGGCUGCGCGGCGUGCGGCGGCGCAUCCACCAGCACCCGGAGCUGGCCUUCGAGGAGCACCGGACCAGCGAGCUCGUCCGCGCCGAGCUCGACGCGAUCGGCGUCUCCUACGCGUGGCCCGUCGCGAAGACCGGAGUGGUCGCCACGAUCGCUGGACCUCGGGCCGGACCCGUCGUCGCGCUCCGGGCGGACAUGGACGCGCUCCCCUUGCAGGAAUUAGUAGAAUGGGAAUACAAGAGCCAGGAAAGUGGAAAAAUGCAUGCAUGUGGACAUGAUGCUCACACAACAAUGCUUCUAGGAGCUGCUAAGCUACUUCAAUCUCGGAAGGAAGACAUCAAGGGUACUGUGAAGCUUGUCUUCCAGCCAGCAGAAGAAGGCUUUGCUGGCGCGCACCAUGUUCUAGAGGAAGGUGUUCUAGACGAUGUCUCUGCCAUUUUUGGUUUGCAUGUCGAUCCAAGCCUUCAAGUAGGUGUCGUUGCUUCCAGGCCAGGGCCAUUCAUGGCAGCAGGAGCCCGGUUUUUAGUAACGGUCACUGGAAAAGGCGGUCAUGCGGCGUUUCCGCACCUUGCAGUAGAUCCCAUCGUCAUGGCAUCUUCUUCCAUCAUCAACCUCCAGCAAAUUGUAGCCCGGGAAACUGAUCCCCUCCAGUCUGCAGUGGUUUCUGUGACAUUCAUGAAAGGAGGUGAUGCUUACAAUGUCAUUCCAGAGUCGGUAUCCUUCGGUGGCACCUUCAGGAGCUUGACAACAGAAGGCCUAUCUUACCUUAAAAAGAGGAUCGAGGAGAUCAUUGAAGCGCUCGCCAUCGUGAAUCGAUGCACCGUGACUGUCGACUUCAUGGAGGAGCGGCGGUCAUACCCAGCCACCGUCAAUGACAAGGGGAUGUAUGAUCAUGCCAGGGCAGUGGCAGAAGCCAUGAUAGGAGAAGGCAACGUCAGGGUAGUUGCCCCACUCAUGGGCUCCGAGGACUUCUCGUUCUACGCGCAGAGGUUUGCAGGGGCUUUCUUCAUGAUCGGAGUCGGCGAUGAAGCCAUGGAAACAGUGGUGCAUUCGCUGCACUCCCCUCACUUCGUGAUCGAUGAGGGUGUGCUCCCUGUAGGAGCUUCCUUCCAUGCCGCUGUGGCGAUGGAGUACUUGAAGAAGCACACGAUCGCGGGAAACUAAACUUAGAAAUAGUGAAAUGCCGAAGUUGGCAGAUUUGCUUUCGUUUCUGCAGCUGCAACGUAGGUCUCGUGUAAUUAAUUUGGUCCAUGUGGUCUUGCCCCUGAUAGGAAUACGACCAGUUUGUUCAGAAUUAUGAACAAGUUCUCAUGUUAUUCACUAGUUCCUCUGAUCCAUAAUAAGUGCUGCUGAUGCUGAUUUAGUACAGUUUUUACUAAAUCAGCGUCACUUAUUAUGGAUUUAUAUUUUGUCUGCUAGAUGUACACAUAUUUAGAACCGGAGAGAAUAGAUUUUAGGGUUGAAAUACAUAUUGCCGGUAAGAAACAGUAAUGAGUAAUAAAUAAACACAAUGUUUAAGCA